Hyaena hyaena (striped hyena) is the source of this 1001-nucleotide messenger RNA. RefSeq names its product N-terminal glutamine amidase 1 (gene NTAQ1). Lineage: Eukaryota; Metazoa; Chordata; Mammalia; Carnivora; Hyaenidae. The transcript has 6 exons. The record is from RefSeq and is a predicted model, not a curated record. Gene Ontology annotation, cellular component: nucleus; cytosol. The coding region runs from base 158 to 781 and encodes 207 amino acids. Gene Ontology annotation, molecular function: protein-N-terminal glutamine amidohydrolase activity; protein-N-terminal asparagine amidohydrolase activity.
CCCGACCCUGGCUCCACCACCCGGGAACUGCAGCAGCUGCCCCGGGCUCCGCCCCGAGAAUCGGAGCUGCCCGGUGUGCCCCGGCUCCUCCUCCGAGUCCUGCACGCGGGGCUGGUCCUGUCGGUCCGCCUUAGGCCUUGGCCUAAGCCAGCCCGCCAUGGAGGGGGAUGUCCCCGCCGCUGCAGCCGCCCGCUACCAGCCGGCCAGCCCCCCGCGGGACGCCUGUGUCUACAACAGCUGCUACUGUGAAGAAAAUAUUUGGAAGCUCUGUGAGUACAUCAAAAACCAUGACCAGUAUCCUUUAGAAGAGUGCUACGCUGUCUUCAUAUCUAACGAGAGGAAGAUGAUACCUAUCUGGAAACAACAAGCAAGACCUGGAGAUGGACCUGUGAUCUGGGAUUACCAUGUUGUCCUGCUUCAUGUUUCAAGUGGAGGACAGAGCUUCAUUUAUGAUCUGGACACAGUCUUGCCAUUUCCCUGUCCUUUUGACACUUAUGUGGAAGAUGCAUUUAAGUCUGAUGAGGACAUCCAUCCACAGUUUAGAAGGAAAUUUCGAGUGAUCCGUGCAGAUUCAUAUUUGAAGAACUUUGCUUCUGACCGAUCUCACAUGAAAGAUUCCAGCGGGAACUGGAGAGAACCCCCCCCAUCAUACCCGUGCAUUGAAACUGGAGAUUCCAAAAUGAACCUGAAUGAUUUUAUCAGUAUGGAUCCUGAGGUGGGAUGGGGAGCUGUCUACUCCCUGUCGGAAUUUGUACAUCGGUUUGGCAGUCAGAACUACUGAACUACAUCUGGAUGUAGAACCAUGGAGAAAUUCUAGGAUGUGAACAGUCUAUCUCUUCAUUUGGGACAGCAAACACUAUGGUACAUUUGGCUUGGAAUUAUAUUUUCUUCUUUUAAUUCAGUUGAGUUGAAACAUGAGUAAUCGAAAAAAAUUAAUAAAAAUAAUUUUUUUGAGGGGUGCCUGGGUGGCUCAGUUGGUUAAACUUCCAACUUUGGCUCAG